This is a messenger RNA of Symbiodinium sp. CCMP2456, 1176 nucleotides long. Lineage: Eukaryota; Dinophyceae; Suessiales; Symbiodiniaceae. The record is from the annotation of a GenBank genome assembly.
AUGAGCGCAACGCAGAAACUCGAUGCUGAUGCCAAGGCUAUGGCCACACCCGCGGACUCCAAGCAGGAAGUCAAGCCGGUGAAGGUCUCGAAGCCUCGGAUUGACUGCAUUGACGGCUGCCGCUUCGCAUUGGUCUUCCCCAUCGUCAUUGCGCACUUCGCGAGGUUCGGCACCAGCAAUCUGACGGCGCUGAAGCUGCUGACGCAGGAAAACGUGCUCGUGGGAGGCUUCUUCGUCAUCUCAGGAUAUGUGUCUGCUUACACCUCCACGAAGCUUGGCGAGCGGAAGGCGGAAGACAAGAAGCUGGCCAACCCAGAGCUCUUCUUCUGGCAGAGGGUGAUGGCGUACUAUCCGUUGCACUUCGUGAUUUCCUGCCUCUUCGCCCCGAUGUUCAUCCAGGUUGAGAGGUGGUACAACACUCCCUGGACCACGACCGCCUUCCGUGCCUUCCUGAACUUCAGCAUGCUGCAGGCUUGGUUCCCCAAGGAAGCAGAGAUCUGGAAUCAGCCCACCUGGUUCUUGUCGGCCCUGACGUUCUCGAACCUCACCAUGCCGACGCUGGUGCUGCCGCAGGUUGCGCAGCUGUCCAAGAACGGUCUUCAGAAGCUCUUCGCUGCCUUGACUGGCAUUUCGCUCCUGCAGAAGGUCUCUUACUCGGAGACUGCCCGCUUCCACAGCAGCAAGGAGCACCCGGUGAACGGACAGGUGAUGCACCCUCUGAUCUGGAACUUGACCCGCUUCCACCCCUUCUGGGCGCUGAUCGAGAUGACGAUGGGCAUCGUCGCGGCCAGGCACGUCAUGCUGGACACGGAGGAGGACAAGAAGAAGCCGACCACGAACCCCCUGUGGCUCUUCAUGGCGGCUUACGCUUCCUUGGGUCUGCGUUUGACCAAGUUCGACUUCAAUGAUGCGAUCAUUCGUGGCUUGAUCUUCGUCCCGAUCUUCACGAAGCACGGCCCAAUUGGACAGAUCUUCUACAAGAAGGUUCUGGCUAAGCGGAUCUGGGGUGCGCCGAUGCCGACGUCCUUCUUUCCGUUCUACCUCCUUAUCUGCUUGGGUCUGAGCCAUCUGACCAAUGAAUACUUCGUCAAGAACAAGAAGGUGUCAGCCAUCGCGGGGAAAGUUGCUCAAUUCCUGGGAAACUGGACUGAGGGCAUGCUGCGUGAUCGUUCCUAA